Messenger RNA from Drosophila eugracilis, 540 nucleotides. RefSeq lists its product as uncharacterized. NCBI's taxonomy places the organism in Eukaryota, Metazoa, Arthropoda, Insecta, Diptera, Drosophilidae. The transcript has 4 exons. The coding region runs from base 1 to 540 and encodes 179 amino acids. The record is from RefSeq and is a predicted model, not a curated record.
AUGAGGAGAGAGCUUUAUUGUCUUGUUGCUUUCCUAGUGAAUGUACAUUUGCUCAGAGAAGUCCGUUCUUUAGUGGAAUUUACCAAUAUCAAAUGUGAAGUAGUUGACCCCGAUUUCUGCAACUUCGAAUAUUGCUAUCUGAAGUCGGUGAAUCGGACCUAUAAAUAUUUUAUGCUAAAAGUGAAUCUCUAUAAAACUCCAGUAACCAAAGUUAAGGUCAACUUUGCCAUUUAUAAUUUCGCCAAUGGCUAUAAGCCCUUUCUCUACAAUGUUACUGUUGAUGGUUGCAAGUUCCUAAGAAAUCCAAAAUCCAACCCCAUUGCUGGCUACGUCUAUGGUUUCUUCAAGGAUUUUUCCAAUAUUAAUCACUCUUGUCCCUACGACCAUGACCUUGUGGUGGACAAACUUACAACUGAGGUUUUUAAUCAACGAAUGAAAUAUCUUCUUCCUUUUCCGGAGGGAAAGUACUUGUUCCAAAUGAACUGGAUGGCCUAUGACACUAUCAGAGCUGUGUUUAAGAUAUAUAUCCAAGUAUCUUGA